Molecule: messenger RNA, 2125 nt
Organism: Paralichthys olivaceus (Japanese flounder)
Lineage: Eukaryota; Metazoa; Chordata; Actinopteri; Pleuronectiformes; Paralichthyidae
Gene: il2rb
Product: interleukin 2 receptor, beta
Biological process (GO): cytokine-mediated signaling pathway
Cellular component (GO): external side of plasma membrane; membrane
Molecular function (GO): protein binding; cytokine receptor activity
Source: RefSeq, a predicted model, not a curated record
CGCUGUGGUUAAAAGUGAAAAAAUGUUGCUGGGCACUUAAAAGAAGAGAGCAGAGCGAGAAUGAGGAGACGGAGGGAUGAGUGUCAGAGAGAGAGAGAGAGGUAGAUAUGUGCUAGCAGAAGAAAAGGGGAAAGAAAGAAAGAAAAAGUAGAGAUAAAGAAACAGAAGAAAAGAAAAUCCCCCAAGUCAUCGGUCAAGAGGAGAAGACGACAAUGUGUUUCCUCUCUGGGACGCCCUGCUGCCUUCACUGACCAAGACUAAUGAGUCAUAUUGUGGUCAUGGAGUUGCUGUGGCCCUCAUACGUCCUGAUAGUCCUGUUGUCAGCCAAUGCAGCCCACUCCCACAAAGAGUCACAAACUCGAGGACUCUCCUGCGUGAGCGACUUCGUCCAAAAUGUCAGCUGUACGUGGAGCGGCUCUCCAGUUGCUCCUGGUGUUGACUGUUGGAUCCAUGGUACAAGGAAAAUCUGGAUCCUUGAGAACAGCACAAGAUACUCCAGACUAAUGAUUCGAAGCUGCAAGCUGAAACAUCACAACACGUCUCCUGUAGGCUGUAGUCUCGUCUUCGAAAAUGAAGACUUCAACUCUUAUGAAACCAACAAUAUCAGCCUGGAGUGUGACGGCAAGUUGUUGGAGAACCUUCCACAGUACCAACCAAGCAAAAACAUUAAAAUGAAUCCUCCAGGUGUUCCUACCGUCAUCAGCACUGCUAAUGAGACCUGCAUAUCAUGGAGUCCAGGCAGUCCUCGCUCAGUCUUCAUCACCAAAUUUAACUUCCAGGUUCAGAUCAAACUGAAACAACAGACGUGGAAGGAGGUCCAGAGUUUGCCCACAGGAGAGCCAUAUUUAAAAAUACCUGCUCUGCAGCCAAAGGGCCACUACCAGGUCAGAGUGAGGGUCAAGCCCAGCGAUAGGCCCAACAGCCACUGGAGCAACUGGAGUCCCACAACAUCCUGGAUCACAUUCCAGGAGCAAAAUUGGCUUCUGCAACCGACACCACUGAUACUGUUGGGAAUGAUGCUGCCUGUGGGUUUUCUUGUGAUAUUGGUCUUUUACUUGAGUUGUGUGCGCAAGGGGCGUCUCAAAGUGAAGCCAGUGCCAAACCCUUCCAAAUACUUCCACACCAUCUACUCUGUCCAAGGAGGAAAUCUGAAGAAAUGGCUGAAUCCUCUGUCAUCGUACUUCAUGGCUCAGUCAGAUGAUCACAUCUCCCCGGUGGAGGUCUGUGAAAGCUGGGACACUGUCCCCUCUGCCUCUCCUUCCACCAGCUCCACCAUUGCUCUGCUCCACAUCGGGAGCUUCCCCUCUGCCGGCUCUGACAGCAGCAAAGUUUUUGAUGACUCCUCCUCCUCCUCCUGCUUCUCUAACAUUGGCUAUUUCAUGUCCAGCACCUCCAGUAGCAUCACUACUGACCCCAAUCCUGCCUACUUCACUUAUCAGGACGAUUUCCACAACCUGCACAACAACCGCCGCCUUCAACUCAUCCUCUCCCCCUCCUUCACCUCCUCUAUGACCCACGAGCGCUUGAAGAGGGAGCCGCAGAGCCCAGAUUCUGGCUUUGGCAUCGGACAGGCAGACGAAGAGGACAAAACAGAAGAAACGAGCAUGCCUACAGAAGGGGACGAGGUCUCAGAUGAUCCUAAGAGCUCACCUCUUCUUAUCCUCCCUUUGCAUCCUCCUUCCUGGGUGUGCCCUACUUCCUCUGCCCUGUCCCCUCCUCAACUCCCCAGUCUCAAUCAGAUUUGGUCUGAUAGCCAAGAGGAGGAGGAGGAAGAAGAUGUAACAGCUGCUUACGGUAACUCUGAGGCCUGGCCUGUGGCUGGCACCAUGUGCAGGUCCUCCUCAAUGCCUGCUGAGCCUUGUAAAACAGGCUAUCUCACAAUAAAAGAACUACAGAUCACAUUCAGCAAUAAAUCUAUCUGAAAUCCCUGUGUAAAAUCUGAUCUGUGCAUUCUAGUUUGAGAGAGGAGUGUCUGCGACAUGUUGGAGUGCUCAUGUGCAGCUUCAGCUCAGAAGAGGUGAGGUGAGAGAUAAAUGUUGCUGCUCUUUAUAUGCUGUACAUGUUUCCGUUGCACUCAUUGACUCUGUGUAGAGACCAAACAAAAUAAAAGCUCUGGUAGAAAUGG